GGAGAGGAGGAUGCAUUGCCCGUUCAUUAUUGGAAGCAGCAGGGAGUGAAGCAGCAUCUGUUUGAGGCGAGAAAAAGAACCUGCAUGGAAUGGAGGAGCGCUAGAGCUGCACCGUCGCUGUCGUCAAGACUCCCACCGCCUCCACCACUGCUGCCACUCUGGACUGGGAUUUAAUGGGAGACACUCAGAGUGGCUCUGUGAUGCCCGAGGGACCAGUCGUGUGGAUCCAGUGCCACCUCUGAUACGAUGUUGAGAGCAGGGGGGGCAGCCACCUCUCUGGCACUGCUGCUGCUGCUGCCGCUGCUCUGCUGCUGCUGCCACCUGUGCCACUCGUUGCGGGUUCCAAAACUCUCCGCUUUCGCAAAAGCAGAGGAUAAGCUGUUCAAAUACCUCUUUGUAAACUACCAGAAAUGGGUCCGGCCAGUGGAAUACCUGAACCAGACGAUCAGCGUGAAGUUUGGCCUGGCCAUCUCCCAGCUAGUUGAUGUGGAUGAGAAAAAUCAACGAAUGACAACCAAUGUGUGGAUGAAACAGGAGUGGACUGACAGGAAACUAAGAUGGAAUCCUGAUGACUAUCAGGGCCUUACAGCCAUCCGAGUCCCUUCUAACAGGAUCUGGCUUCCCGACGUUGUACUGUACGAUAAUUCAGAUGGGCGUUUCGAGGGAACUGUCACUAAGGCAGUUGUUAAGUAUGAUGGAACCAUAACGUGGACACCACCAGCCAAUUACAAAUCAGCCUGCACCAUUGAUGUUACCUUCUUCCCUUUUGACCUCCAGAACUGCUCAAUGAAGUUUGGCUCUUGGACAUAUGAUGGCUCCCAGGUGGACAUAACUCUUGAGGACUUCCACGUGGACAAGCGGGACUAUUUUGACAACGGUGAAUGGGAGAUAGUGAAGGCCACAGGCAGCCGUGGUCUGAGGACAGACAGCAGCUGCACCUAUCCCACCAUCACCUACUAUUUCAUCAUCCGCCGGUUGCCUCUUUUCUACACACUCUUCCUCAUCAUACCCUGCAUUGGCCUGUCCUUCCUCACCAUCCUCGUCUUCUAUCUGCCCUCUAACGGUGGCGAGAAGAUCUCUCUCUGCACCUCUGUCCUGGUGUCGCUCACAGUUUUCCUCCUGGUCAUUGAGGAAAUCAUUCCUUCCUCUUCCAAGACUAUCCCUCUCAUCGGGGAGUACCUGGUCUUCACUAUGAUCUUCGUCACACUCUCCAUCUGCAUCACAGUCUUUGCCAUCAACAUCCACCAUCGCUCCUCCUCUACACAUCAUGGCAUGGCACCGUGGGUGAGGAGGAUCUUCCUACAUCGACUGCCUAAGCUGCUGUGCAUGCGCAGCCAUGUGGACCGAUACUCUCCAGCUGAUAUAGCCAGAGCAGGAGGACUGGGUAUGAUGAAGAACUCAAAAUCUGAACUUACACCUCUGCUCUACACCAGACAUAACCUACAAGCAGCUUUGGAUUCUAUUCGCUACAUAACCAUGCAUGUGGUUAAAGAAAAUGAGGUCCGAGAGGUGGUUCAAGACUGGAAAUGUGUAGCCCAGGUCCUGGAUCGAGUGUUUCUUUGGGCCUUCCUCGUGGUGUCGAUCCUGGGCUCUGCGCUCCUCUUCAUUCCUGUUAUUUACAAAUGGGCCAGCAUAAUCGUCCCUAACCAUGCUGGAAGUACCCUCUAAGCCGCAGUUAAACGAACCGCAAAUAGAGGCAAAGCACAUCAACAUGUCGUCAUGGGUCAUAUUUGAGAUUUUAAAGACUGAGAUACUGUGAUUACCGCACAGAUAUUGUCCUACUCUGCCAACUGCAUUCAGGCUGACAGAUCCGCCAGAGAUAAAGCUGCAGAUUUGAGGCCUGGUUUGCUGAGUGUAUCAUUCAAAUACUUUUUUUUGUUUAUAAGAGUUUUUAUUCUGUAUUUCCGAGUGUAAAGAUACAUUUAAAUACUCAAUUGAUGUAUAACAUAUAAUGAUAAAAUCACCCAUGUUUCAUCCACACAGAAAUACACUCAUUUCCAGUUGCUGGCAUCUUAGAUAGAGGUCUGAUAGCGAUACUAGUUGGCAGACAACAUGUCCUCACAGGAUAUUUUGGAUAGCAUCAGGCUAAUGGCUGUUGGUCACGGAGGUGGCAGGGUGGUGUGGUAAAUUUAAAAUGUAGUUGUAUUCACUUUAAACAUCGUAAGAGUAAUUUAAUAACAGCUUCCAACCUAGAUAUUCAGAUACACCAUAGAUAGAAUAAGACCUUCAUUCUCAUUCUUCAUUAUUUGACUCUGUGUCUGCAUAUCUGCUAUGUAUUCUGUAAGGCAGAAUUAAAAUAAAACUUAUGGAUCUAC
Molecule: messenger RNA, 2315 nt
Organism: Notothenia coriiceps (black rockcod)
Lineage: Eukaryota; Metazoa; Chordata; Actinopteri; Perciformes; Nototheniidae
Gene: chrna5
Product: cholinergic receptor, nicotinic, alpha 5
Exons: 8
Coding region: 247-1668 (473 amino acids)
Biological process (GO): monoatomic ion transmembrane transport
Cellular component (GO): postsynaptic membrane
Molecular function (GO): acetylcholine-gated monoatomic cation-selective channel activity; transmembrane signaling receptor activity
Source: RefSeq, a predicted model, not a curated record